CACAUGGCGGAGCGUCACCGCGCACUCCCAGUCGAGCUGAUCUCGCCUCGAGUCUGCUUGCCAGAAGGAAGGAUGGAUCAUAGCUGCGGGAUGGGAUAAAAGCAUGAAGUGGAGAAUGUGAUAAUGAAGUGCUAUUUUCACAUGCGAUGAACUGGUGAGCGUGAUUGUUUUCACUCUGGAGGCCCGCCGCGUUCUCUCGUGUUGUUUACUCCCAGCAGGAAUCGAAGAUGCGAGUCGGGCUUUCUACAUCUCGGAGACUAUCGACAGCUCACAUCAGUGAAGUAAACAUCUCGCUGCAUCAUUACCCGUGAGGUCACGUGACCUGGAAAGUUAUUGAAGGCUGUUUUCUCGACUACACGAACCCCCUGGAGAGGAAAAAAAAAGACUUCAAAGAGGAAAAGAAACUUAAAUGAUCUCUGCCCUGUCUUCCAAGAAGACUACGUCUACAGCAACAAUCUACAGCAUUCAAGUCAAUUCCUGCCAGAAUUGCCCAAAAUUCUUCCGCCGUUAUUAGACUCAUUCAAAAUCCGAUCGACAUCGAAGCCGUAAUAAUUCGAAACGCUUUAUUAAUCCAAAGUGAAGGUCCUGGAAGGGUUCUGCUGGAGCUAUAGUGCAAUCCAGUCCACUACCGACUCCUCCAGAGCUGGAAUCACUCAGGUCAUGAGAGUCUGCAACGGCCGACAGGAUGGGUGCCAAUGGGAAUCUGCAAUCAUGAGGCCUAAUAAGGGCAGACAAGCCCACUCAGCAGCUGAUGGAUUGGCGCUGAGCGCUGCGAAGAACAGGACGGCUCAGAUUGCAAAGGGGGAUAGCGGACUGUGCGUGGUGAUAGAUGGCUCAAUCAUUCCUACGUCCCCGGCGUCCUCCUACCGGACCUGCGUUCGCCGAGAAGUGCCGCCAAGGUGGACCAGCUCUGUUGUCUUUCUGGACAAGCUAUUUUCAGUUUCCCUGGUGGCACCGGACAAGAGGGGAGCAGGACAAAACGUUCUGUAUAAGUCUUCCGUGUUCGUUCGGAUCUGCUCACCGGAAAGUUCCGGAGGCGUCGGGGAGGCCGUGUUGGUCGGCGAGCAGCAUGAUGGAGGCAAGAGUUUGGGACGGCGUGGAGCAGCGACAUCAACUCAAGACAGGAGAGAAGAAUCACAAGAACAUCCGGCGAAGACGGCAAAAGGUGUCGAGAUGGAUUAUUGUCAGUUCUUCUUGAAGACAAACACUCCAGAAGCCUGGCCCAAGUCGCUCAGUCUCAAAGAGGCUCUGGAGCUCUACAGGCCAGACUUCAUCAGCCAAUCUCAGGGUCGAGUGAGGAUGAUGGAGCAGAGGAAGAGGAGGGGGAAGACCAGCGCCGACCUGAUACGAGACGAAGACGUGAGAAGGAGGAGGUGCACCACCUGUGCCGGCCUGGUACGAGACGGAGACGUGCGAAAGAGGAAGUGCACCACGCCGGAUCCGCUUAGCGAUAACCUUUUCAAGCCAAGCAGGAGGUCGAUAUCAAUUAAAGAAAUGCAACAGCGAUCCAGAAGGUUGUACAACAAGCUGCCAGAGGUGGAAAAGAAAAAGCAGGAGGAAGAGAAGAGAACAGUGUUCCAAGCCAACAGACUGCGAGUAGAACUCUUUAAAAAGAGACUUCUGGACCACAUUCUGCAAAGAUGAAGGAGCCACACAGAAUGACAAAUACUUAUUUCCUAUUUCAUCCGUGCCUUCAGUAUUAAUUGUGUCUGAGCGAACAAAGUUUGUCAGUUCAUGCCGAGACACUAAAUGAGAUUAUUCAAAGAAAAUUGCCAAAAACCAAUUUACAUCGGGUCCAAGAAAAAUUAUGUAUCGCUAAGUUAUUUUUUUGUAUUCUUUUUUUAAUCGACGAAAAGCAAGUGCUCUAGUUCUAAAUAUUGUUAUUUGACUUUUUUGUUUAUGUUACAUCUGUUUUUCCUUUAAGGAUUUUUGGUGAUCAAAUGCCUGUGCAGUAAUUAGAACUAUUUAAUUUUUUUCUCUUUAUAGAUUUAUACAUUAAUUAAAUAUUACAUAAAGGUCAAAUAAUAUCUUAAACUCAUAAAUAAAAUAUAGCUACAAUACAGAAAUCCAACAGCGUA
This is a messenger RNA of Syngnathus typhle (broad-nosed pipefish), 2078 nucleotides long. RefSeq lists its product as uncharacterized. Gene Ontology annotation, cellular component: cytosol; centrosome; centriole. The transcript is spliced from 8 exons. The record is from RefSeq and is a predicted model, not a curated record. Gene Ontology annotation, biological process: regulation of centriole replication. NCBI's taxonomy places the organism in Eukaryota, Metazoa, Chordata, Actinopteri, Syngnathiformes, Syngnathidae. Bases 661 to 1644 code for a protein of 327 amino acids.